Cyclopterus lumpus (lumpfish) is the source of this 1531-nucleotide messenger RNA. RefSeq names its product solute carrier family 39 member 8 (gene slc39a8). Gene Ontology annotation, biological process: zinc ion import across plasma membrane; intracellular zinc ion homeostasis. Bases 1 to 1350 code for a protein of 449 amino acids. Gene Ontology annotation, molecular function: zinc ion transmembrane transporter activity. The transcript is spliced from 9 exons. NCBI's taxonomy places the organism in Eukaryota, Metazoa, Chordata, Actinopteri, Perciformes, Cyclopteridae. The record is from RefSeq and is a predicted model, not a curated record. Gene Ontology annotation, cellular component: membrane.
AUGGUUUGUACUCCAAAGUCUCAGAGUAAAAACGUGACUGGCGCGGAUGGAAACGUGUUUCUAGAGAAUAUUUUAAGUUAUUAUGGUCAAAAUCAAUCCAUCUCAAUUGAGAAUCUGGAUAAUUUACUGCUGGUAUUAUCAGACAAAAAAUCUCAGGCAAUAACUGAGGGAAAUCCACUGGCAGCCGAGGAGUGUCCCUCAGCUGAGCAGAUCUUGUCCCACUUCGGGCUCAGUAAUGUCAGUCAGCUGACUGUGGGACAUCUGGGGAGGAUCUGCCCCGCUGUGUUGACCCAGGUGCUGCUGCCCUCCUGCCCCUACAUCGACUCCAAAGCUCUGCAGCCCCUCGACUACUCUGUGUGGGGUUAUGGGUUUCUGGCGGUCACUGUGAUCAACCUGGCGUCUCUGCUCGGCCUCUUCCUGAUCCCCUUCACCAAGAAGCCUUAUUUCCCCAAAAUGCUGACCUACUUCAUCGGCCUCGCCAUCGGGACGCUCUUCUCCAACGCCGUGCUUCAGCUCAUACCGGAGGCUCUGGGGUUUGAUCCCAAACUGGAUAACUAUGUGGGGAAUGCAGUUGGAAUAUUUGGAGGGUUUUAUCUCUUGUUCUUCGUGGAGAAGAUACUGAAAAUGUCUCUCCGGGUUGACGUUGAGCACAACCACAGCCACUUCGCUCCUGCCGAGCGGCCUCAAGAAAACUCCCUCCACAACGGAGACUUGGUGGAGAAAAAGGACUCCCUCGUUUUGACCAACAUCAACACCAUCACCACAGACAAGAGCAGCCUGAACCCGGAGGCGAACGCAACACCUUCUCAGGACGCCCAGGUGUCCCCUGUGAUGUGCCACUGGCUGCGUGGGCAAGACAUCUCCAGCAUCAAGACGGUGGCGUGGAUGAUAACGCUGAGCGACGCGCUGCACAACUUCAUCGACGGUCUGGCAAUCGGCGCCUCGUUCACCGUGUCGGUUCUGACGGGCUUCAGCACGUCCACCGCCAUCGUGUGCGAGGAGUUCCCCCACGAGCUCGGUGACUUUGUUAUCCUGCUGAAUGCUGGUAUGACCGUCCCUCAAGCCAUUUUCUUCAACAUGCUGUCAGCGGUGUCGUGUUACAUCGGUCUUGUGUUCGGCAUCCUGCUCGGAAGCAACUUUGCCCCCAACGCAAUCUUUGCCAUCGCGGGAGGAAUGUUCCUGUACAUUGCACUGGCAGACAUGUUUCCAGAGAUGGACAAGAUAUUACAGGAACAGAAGCGGACUUCCACCAAGAUCAUCUUCUUCGCGAUCCAGAACGCAGGGCUGCUCAGCGGGUUCGCCAUCAUCCUGCUGAUCACCAUGUUUGCUGGAGAGAUCCACCUGGGCUAGAAAGGCGAGAGACAGAGGAACCAAAACUAGAAAGCUAAAUAUAUGUUCUCAAUGAGCUGCUUCUGUUUCCGCUCACUCAGCUGGGCGGGACAGUGAAUGUAAAGUGAACGAAUGCUUUGUACAGACAAAACCAAAAUGUUUAAAAGGACAAAAUAAGGCUUUUUAUCUUUUGACUAUUGAG